AUCUACCGUCCGGCACGAUUGGCACGCCGCCGCGAACCCGGCAUAAGGGUGUACAAAGCAGCCGUGGCUGAAACCAUAAUCUCAGAGUGGGAUUCAGGAAGCAGCUAUGAAACAUCGGUGUCGGAGAGGCUGCAAGCUGUCAAGGUUGCUGAUAAUCCAAAGUCCAUCGAAAGAAGUCAGAAGAAGUAAGGGCGUCAAAGGCCACCACCCCAAUUUGUUGGGAAUCCGGGAUUCGCUUUCCGUCACCGCUUCUCAUGAUACUGCUAAGAAUUACUUCGCCGUAGUCCCGAUGCAUGACUGCACGUAUGGCUGUGUGUGCUCAGAUAUCAGCGCUGGCCACGCUUAUCUCAUAUCCCCGUCCCUCUUCACUCCAGCUACCUACUCUCUCCUCAAGUUGGGUUUUGCUUUGUUACCCAUGCCUUCCAUCUCUCAGUGGGCUGCUGCACCAGAACUAGUAGCCUCCCAUAACACUAGUACGAGUAAUUAUGAGCAGCCGUCUCCCGCGGCUGACAUUUGGCUGGUGGGAAUCACUGCCUUGGAAUUGGCCUAUGGCGGCCUCCAACUCCCAAACCGGAAUGCUCGGGAGGCCAUGGUUAAGGACAUACUUCACCACAACGAUCUCCCUCCUACUAUUGAAACAGAACAACAAGCCAUGAAAAUAGAGCACAGAAAUUUGUUGAAGCAUUGUGCCAAAAAGCUGCCUACUCCUCGAUGCUCCUCCAGCAGCAGCUCAUCGUUUUCCCCAGCCUUCACCAGUAUGGUCAACAUUCAUUUUGUAGAUCAUGCAUCUUUCAUCAAAGAUGUAACGACUACUCAACAUCUAAACAACUUGAAUGGUCUGCUGAACAUGCUACAAAUGCGAGGCGAGCACUUAGUUUCUCCUGUUAGUAAGAAAGGAUUGGUUCCUCUUGUUAUUCCUCUAUACAAACAGAGCUCAGGUGUUAUAACUGCAUUACUGCAAUGGCCUACUGCUCCACCAGGGUCCAUUUGCACACAGAAUGAGUUGUAAACUUUCAAUGCGUUGUGGUUCAACUGUGAAAUUAAGGAUCUGAGAUCUAUCUUUGAAAAUACUUUGGAUCCUCCCAGUUCAUUCAUUAGAUCUUCAAUAAGAGGAGAGGAAUAUGAACUGGAGCUUGGUUGAAUGAUCCCUGAGUUCAGCAUUUCUUCCACUAUUUUGUCAAUUACAUUUUUCUGACAAAUGGCAUAUCUGUAAGGUUUUUGGUUGACAGGGUUGGCACAUUGUAUCAAGGGAAUCUUAUGAUCAUGUAUUCAUGUCCUUUUCUGAAUGGAGGUAGUUGAUUUGGAGUGUGUGCAAUCUAAGAUACUUCAUUCACCUAUCUCUGCAAAAGAAAGUUAAAAGUUGGUAUACAUGCUGUCUUCAGUUAAGGCCUGGGAAGAUGCUGCUAAAAAAUGCAUCUAUGAGAAAUUCCCUACAGCGGUUGACACAGAUGUUUUGAUAAAUUGAAGGAGUAAACUCAGGCUUGUAGAGAGAUUCACCCUUCCAUCCAAAAACAGUUGAUUUGUUUGGUCUGCACUUUAAGACUUUCAUUGGGGAGCUAGCCCUAUGUGGUUCGAUAAUCUCUGUCAUUCUCCUACCUUUUAGGCAUCACAUAACAUGAAAUUACAGAUCAUUGGUUCUGUGAAAGUCAUUUGAGAAGAUAAAAUGAUGACAACAUUGGAGUAUAACUUUCUAGCUGAAGUAUCUUGAAUGGUAUUGAGAAUUGAUAGAUUAAACAUGAAAAGAGGAAAGCUUUGGGAUGGAAAAUUGAACUUCACAAUUUGAUUUUGUGCCAGACAGUUGGACUUGUUAAUAUGUAGUAGUGUAAGUUUUAUAAAAUGUAAAAAGUCGGUAGAAUUACUUUUUGUUUAGUAAUGAUAUCAUUUACUUGAAUUUGUAAACAGAUUUACAUCCAUAAUUGAAUGACAUUUGAAAUUAUGUUUUUAUUGCUGAU
This is a messenger RNA of Cuscuta epithymum, 1952 nucleotides long. NCBI's taxonomy places the organism in Eukaryota, Viridiplantae, Streptophyta, Magnoliopsida, Solanales, Convolvulaceae. The record is from the annotation of a GenBank genome assembly.